UCACCCAAACCACAAACACAACGACAUUCCCCUAAUUAAAAAGCAGCCAAUCGGAACCGCCGGAAGGAAGCCGCGCUCCCGAAUCUCGCAGUCGGAGCGCGUCAAUCACUCAGCAGGUAGCCAAUCAGCGGGAGCUGCUGGCUGAACUUCCUCCUUUUUUUGUGGUGUGCGGGGAGAGCGCGGCACGGCGGCCGAGGUAAACACUGGCUAUGUGAGAAGGGAGCUGUCAAACAGCAGCUUUACCAAGUCCCACCACCAGCAUCCCAUUACACAACAACAAAACUCUCAGCAACAACAAAAAAGAGAACGAAAGCAAAAAAAAAAGAGAGGGAUUUAAAAAAAAAACACUUUUAUUUCUAUUUAUUUCUGGCAAUCAAACAACUGCUACAAAAAAAAAGACAAGCGAGGGGGAAAGCCAAGCGAUGGCGACAGCGGCGUCCAAUCCCUACAUGCCGAGCAAUAGCAUCCUGUCGUCCAACUCUAUCGUGCACAGCGACUCAGGCGGUAUGCAGCAGGCGACCACGUACCGGGAUCCCUCGAAAAUGGUGCAAAGCGAUUUCAUGCAGGGGGCCAUCACCAGCAACGGCCACAUGCUCAGCCAUGCACACCAGUGGGUGACGGCGCUGCCGCACACCGAUGCCGGCUCGCCCUGGUCCUCGGCCAUGUCCGGCAGCCCCUUGGGUCAACAGCAGCAGCAGCAGCAGCAACAACAGCAACAACAACAGCAGCAACAGGACGUGAAGCCGUCGGUGCAGGUCGUGGGCCGGGACGAGCUGCACACGGGAGCCGCUCCACUGCACCACCACCGCCCGCCUCACUUGCCGCCGCACCAGCCGUCUCACGGCGGCCACCCGACUGCCUGGGGGACGACGACUACGGCUCACCUGCCUUCCAUGGGCUCGGCCGUUCAGCCUCUGAUCUACUCGCAACCCGGUGGGUUCACCGUUAACGGCAUGCUGAGUCAAGCGGGAGGACAGAGCCUGCACCCUGGGCUGAGGGACACGCCGGAGCUGGUGGACCAUGGGCAGCAGCACCACAGCCACGACCACUCCGACGAGGACACACCGACCUCGGACGACCUGGAGCAGUUCGCCAAGCAGUUCAAGCAGAGGAGGAUCAAGCUGGGCUUCACUCAGGCCGACGUCGGUUUGGCGCUGGGGACCCUCUAUGGCAACGUCUUCUCGCAGACCACGAUCUGCCGGUUCGAAGCGCUGCAGCUGAGCUUUAAGAACAUGUGCAAACUCAAACCUCUGCUGAACAAGUGGCUGGAAGAAGCCGACUCUUCAACCGGUAGCCCCACAAGCAUCGACAAGAUAGCGGCUCAGGGCAGGAAGAGAAAGAAGCGCACCUCCAUCGAGGUCAGUGUCAAGGGAGCUUUGGAGAGCCACUUCCUGAAAUGCCCCAAGCCCUCGGCGCAGGAGAUCUCAAGCCUGGCAGACAGCCUGCAGUUGGAAAAAGAAGUUGUCCGGGUUUGGUUCUGCAAUCGGAGGCAGAAAGAGAAACGCAUGACGCCGCCGGGAGGAGUGCAGCAGACGGACGAUGUGUACUCACAGGUCGGCAAUGUAAACGCCGACACACCGCCCUCUACCAUGGACUACAAACCGCCGUUCAGUGAAAGCAAAACACUAAAAAUAGACUGUUUAGACUGGAUUUUUUAAAAAAAUUAUGGAACAGAACGAAAUCAACAAGAUGAGGACUAUCGCAAUGAUAGCAGGUUUUCUACUGUGAUUGUGAGGCUGGCGAUUGCAUAGAAUGAGUGCAUUAAAACUGCAGGUGUCUUUUUUUAAUAUGAAAAAUCUGAACCCUCUUGGCUUGUGGUGAUCGACAGGUGGACCCCUCCCUACUCCCAUGCCCCCAGAUACUUCCAGAUAAGUGUGAAUUCAUUUCCCUGCUGUUUCAGAAGGACUGGUUUAUAAAAUAAUUUUAGAUUUGGUCCAGUGAGAUCGGCCGUGGUCGCUGGUUAACUGUAAGGUGCCUGGUAUACUUCCAGCGGCUUGUUUUUCUUGGUUUUGUCAGGUGCAUCGGUAAAAUGGAAAGAACGAAAAUCUUUCAUUCUGUUGUUUGUAAUAGAGAAACUCUUCUUAAUGUAAAUCACGGCAUCUGAGAAAGAAAAGGAGAUAAUCUGUACUGACUAUAUAGAAAGGAAGACCGGUAAAAGAGGGCCUUUAAAACGCAAAACUUCCGAACAACAUAAACCUGCAAGGCAGGGAAAAUUUCAAGAUAAAAUAAUUGAAAGGGUUGAUCCAAAAAUAAUGACAGAUGGAACUUUCAGCGGCGAGGCUUGUUGGAAAAGACAAGACAAAGGACUGGGGGAUUUGGGCGAGAAAUCGUCCCAGAUGUGGCUUUGAUGAUUGGUUCAUUAUGUUGUAUUCGACCUCAUCCCCACCCCCUUCCCAACACCAUCCCCCAAAAAACCUUCGCCCCAAUGUUUUCUAAUUUCACCUCCAGCCGAAUGGAGUAGAAACAUUUUUUAUUAAAAAGAAAAAGAGAAAAAAAACCACUUCAGCAUCUGCAGCUGCACUUAUUGAAGUUAUCCUCUUCUAAAACCAUUGCCAAGUUGAAUGAAUGGGUGCUGUGGAUGCGACUGUAUAAAACUGCCAUUUCCAAGCAGUGUUCUUGGUAGGUUUCAAUAUAGACUUUACAAAGACGGCAAUAUAGAGUCAGUAGAUCAGUUACUGAUCUAAAAAUAUUUACUUUAUAUUUUCAUCAAAAUUGACUUCUUUUAAUAUUUUAUUCAGAAUACCUAUGAACUGCUGCAAAACGGUAAUUUAUUUUUCCCCAGAUCUUGUAUUAGAUGUUUUCAAAACGAGCACAAAUAAAUGCGAUGAAAAAUGGACAGUUGUUAGGUAAUAAGGGUAUCUUUUGAUGUGAUAAUUUGAUUGUAAUUUAAUUUGAGUAGUGAUUCCGUAAGAGAUGAUUCGAGAAAUAAAUUUGUUAGAGUCAAACGAUUUUAUGGCUCAUGUGUCUGGUGUACAAUAACAGUGGGAUUCUGUUGAAGAAAAGUGUUAGUCCAGAAUAAAUAGUUAAUUUAUUUAUGAACCAUAAAUUCAAUGGGAUAUGAUUCAUUUCGGCUUUGAUAUUUAAUACAGUUUUAGUUUUAAACAGUACGCAUUUUAUUUUAUUUUGAAAGGAUAGUUUGCGUUAAAAUAAGUUAUGAUUUUCUAAAUGAAAUUUAAUUAGAGUAUUUUCCAUGUUAUCAUACACAGAUAGGCUUUUAAUCACGCUUAAGUCAUCUGAUGAGUUUGGAUGAUUGCCCUGUACCUGUUUUGCGUAUUUUAAGGAAUUUCCGAAACGGAAAACAUAACAAGCCUCACCGGCUGCUGUAUUGAGUUGUGUAUUUUUCUGCGCCAUUGGUUCGUUCUUUUUAAAAACCAAAACAAAUAGCGUUGUCAAAAAUAUUGGACGUUGAUCGGUCGGUUUAAAUAUGGAGUAAUUUAUUCGAAAUAAACAUAUUAGAACUGUUUAGGUUGAGUGGUAAAUGAAAUUUGAAAAAGAAGUUCAUCUGCAGGUCACAGUUGCAUUGAAUGGUUGUGUGUAUAGAGUUUACUGGUUUACUCUCUAUUUCAAAAGCAGGAUCCAAUAGAACAAGGGCGUCUGGUUAUACGUAAUUAAAGGCGUUUUUCCCUAAAAGAAAUCUAGUACAGCUCUAAAGGUAAACCACAUAUCAUAUGGAGGGAAUAUAUUAAAAUAAAAUUAUAGACUAUCAUGAAAUCCUUUCAUGG
Molecule: messenger RNA, 3722 nt
Organism: Mobula hypostoma (lesser devil ray)
Lineage: Eukaryota; Metazoa; Chordata; Chondrichthyes; Myliobatiformes; Myliobatidae
Product: POU domain, class 3, transcription factor 3-B-like
Biological process (GO): regulation of transcription by RNA polymerase II; brain development
Cellular component (GO): nucleus
Molecular function (GO): RNA polymerase II cis-regulatory region sequence-specific DNA binding; DNA-binding transcription factor activity, RNA polymerase II-specific
Source: RefSeq, a predicted model, not a curated record